AUGGAAUCUAAUAGCAGCUUCUCUCCGUCUUCCGCCGACAAUGCAACACUUCAAGAUGCUAUUGAUUAUGAAAUGAACAUCUGUUUCGACGACGAUUUUCAAUUAAAUCAAAAAACAAUACCUAUAGAAAAUGGGUUAUUAAGUUGUCCACAAAAAAUUUCUGAAGGGCCAACUAUUUCUCUAUCCAAACCUGCUAACUGCAUCGUUACUAAAGACUCUGUCAAGGCCGAGCUAAUAUCUACUAAAACCAAUUUGACCCGAUAUUAUGAAAAGGAGAAUGGUUUUAAUGGGUUUGUAGAUCAAGUCUUUGAAGUCAAUUAUGAUGUGACUAUGACCAAUUGUAACUUGGUUUCCAAAUAUUCUGAUCUACAGCUUGAGAAUAUAAAUUUAUUGGAAACAAUUGCCAAGAUGAAAACAAACCACUCUCAGGAAAUUACACAUUUGCAAGAUGCCUUUAAGAAAGCCAAGAGUGAAAAUUAUGAAAUGAGUUUAACCAACUCCGAUUUAACUUUGUCUAAUGUCGACAAUAGAAGAGAAAUCAUUCAACUAAAAGAUGAAAAUCGUCGUUUAAAGCAGAAAGAGACAAGGUUCGCACCUCUAGAUCAAACAUUUAAUGGUACUGUACCAAAGAAAGUGAUUGGAGAUAUAUCUUUGAUGAACGAGGACUUGAGCGCUAAAUUAGCGCGUGUUACCGCUGAGUUCAAGAAUUGGGAAAUUGAAAAUAAUUUAUCUAAGAAACAACAACAAUCGAAAUCGCUCUCUGACCAACUCCAAAUACAAACGUUAAUGAAUGAGAAUGUCACUUUGAAAACUAGAGUGGAACAGCUACAAUCCACCCGUAAAAACAAUUCUCGUGAACAUCUAUUGGAAAGAUUAGUAGAGUUAAGAGAACUACGAGAACAAUUGAGUAAAGAUACAAAAUUUAUCAGUAAUGCCCAACAAUUACAAAUUGAUAAGGAAAACUGCUUAUCUGAUUUAACCCGCUUACAAAGAGAUUAUGAUGAAUUAAGGAGAAAGUCUGAACUACUGCAGGUAACAAAAAACUUUAGUGGCAGUAGUAAUAACAGCUUCACUGAAAGGUCUACUUCACCUGAAUUUGAUAAUGACAUUUUUGACGGAUUGACACCACAGACAAACGUUACCGAAAAGACUUUUAAACGGAAAAGAUUUUACAAGAAGGGUAGUCUUUCACCAUCGAACUGGAGUCUAAGAUUUGCUAAAAACAAAUUCUUCCGUUCGUUAGCCAGUUAG
Messenger RNA from Zygosaccharomyces rouxii, 1251 nucleotides. RefSeq lists its product as uncharacterized. Lineage: Eukaryota; Fungi; Ascomycota; Saccharomycetes; Saccharomycetales; Saccharomycetaceae. Bases 1 to 1251 code for a protein of 416 amino acids. The record is from RefSeq and is a predicted model, not a curated record. The transcript has a single exon.